GGUAAAGCGAAGCGCCGCUGCGGGCCGCCAGAAUGGAGUGGACGGAGAGUCGGAGGGACCCUAAAAGUUAGGGGCGGGGAUCCCACACUUGAACCUGCUCACCAGCUAAGCCUGGGAAAACCGUGUGCUGCCGAAUACUGGGCCCCCCUCGGAGGGGUUGAGCUGGGGAGAUAGCGUGGGCGUGGGCCUUAUCUGCACACUGACAGGAGACACUGGUGCUAGGGCCUCUCUAUCACUCAUUUUCUCUGGUUCCCCCUAUCUCGUGGGUAAGUCCUGGCCUCUGAACGAAGACCUGACUCUUCCACCAGCACGUACAGGCGCGCCCUGCCUUAGAUGCUCACAAAUCAUUCUGCCCGGUUUCUCCACCUUUCCCCUAGGCCUUACAAUGGGCCGGACUGUGAUCGUGCUUGGUGGAGGUAUCAGUGGAUUGGCCGCAAGUUAUCAUCUGAUCCGAGGCCCCUGUCCUCCUAAAGUGAUCUUACUGGAGGGCAGCAAGCGUUUGGGAGGCUGGAUCCGCUCGGUCCGAGGAUCAGAUGGUGCGAUCUUUGAACUUGGACCUCGAGGAAUUAGGCCGGCUGGAGUGCUGGGAGCCCGAACUCUGCUCCUGGUUUCUGAGCUUGGCUUGGAGUCGGAAGUCUUGCCUGUCCGAGGGAAUCACCCAGCUGCCCAGAACAGGUUCCUGUAUGUCGGUGGUGCUCUGCACCCCCUACCCUCUGGCCUCAGGGGGCUACUCCGUCCUUCACCCCCCUUCUCCAAAGCUCUGUUUUGGGCUGGGCUGAGGGAUUUGAUGAAGCCCAGGGGCAAAGAGCCUGAUGAGACUGUGCACAGUUUUGCCCAGCGCCGCCUUGGACCUGAGGUGGCCUCUUUAGCCAUGGACAGUCUUUGCCGAGGAGUGUUUGCAGGCAACAGCCGUGAACUCAGUGUCCGCUCCUGCUUUCCCAGUCUCUUCCAAGCUGAGCAAACCCACCGGUCCAUAUUACUGGGGCUGCUGCUGGGGGCAGGACGGAGUCCACAGCCAGAUUCCUCAUUAAUUCGUCAGGCCCGGGCCGAGCGAUGGAGCCAGUGGUCACUCCGUGGAGGGCUGGAGAUGUUGCCCCAAGCCCUUCACAACCACCUAAUUAGUAAAGGAGUCACUGUCUUCAAAGGUCAGCCAGUCUGUGGGCUCAGCCUCCAGCCAGAAGGGCGAUGGAAGGUGUUUCUAGGGGACAGCAGUCUGGAGGCUGACCACAUUAUUAGUGCCAUUCCAGCUGCAGUGCUCAGCAAGCUGCUCCCUGCUGAGGCUACACCUCUCGCUCAUGUCCUGAGUACCAUCACUGCUGUGUCUGUCGCCGUGGUGAAUCUGCAGUACCAAGGAGCUUGUCUGCCGGUUCAGGGAUUUGGACAUUUGGUGCCAUCAUCAGAAGACCCAACUGUCCUGGGAAUCGUGUAUGACUCAGUUGCUUUUCCUGAGCAGGAUGGGAACCCUCCACGCCUCAGAGUAACUGUGAUGCUGGGAGGCUACUGGUUAGAGAGACUAGAAGCUGAUGGCCAUGACCUGUCUCCAGAGCUGUUCCAAGAGCAAGCACAGGCAGCAGCUGCUACGCACUUAGGACUGAGGGAGCGGCCGAGUUACUGCUUGGUCCAUUUACACAAGAACUGCAUCCCUCAGUAUACACUAGGCCACUGGCAAAAACUAGAGUCAGCUCUGCGUUUCCUGACUGCUCAAAGGCUGCCCCUGACUUUGGCUGGAGCUUCCUAUGAGGGGGUCGCUGUCAAUGACUGUAUAGAGAGUGGGCGCCAGGCAGCACUGGCUGUCCUGGGCACGGAAUCUAACAGCUGAUCCCCCCUCUCCCGCUCAUGAAAAUAAAACUUGCUGGAAUUUGG
Molecule: messenger RNA, 1863 nt
Organism: Peromyscus californicus insignis
Lineage: Eukaryota; Metazoa; Chordata; Mammalia; Rodentia; Cricetidae
Gene: Ppox
Product: protoporphyrinogen oxidase
Exons: 13
Coding region: 386-1819 (477 amino acids)
Biological process (GO): heme biosynthetic process
Cellular component (GO): mitochondrial inner membrane
Molecular function (GO): protoporphyrinogen oxidase activity, oxygen as acceptor
Source: RefSeq, a predicted model, not a curated record